GAUCUAAAGAGGAUUGCCUGGUUGAAGCUUGACAUGGUCAACAUCAGUGGAGUGGGACUAACGCUUUAUGUUCGCACCCUGUGGCUGUUCUUAUUCACAGCGGUCCUCUUCCGUAUUGGGAACAGCGCUUCUUUGAGUAUGUACCAACUGGUGUGGGGCCAGUGGUGUACUAAUCUUCUUCGUGCAGAUGGUGCCGUGAUCUGGGAGAAUUUGGCAACGGAACGUGCCUUCAGUCUGCUUCGUUUGUACAUCGUGAUGAUGUUGCUUUACCUUUUCCACGUGCAUGGGCAAGGUGGCAAGCAAUACUUGUUUGACAAGACCCACGCGGCUUUCUUGGCUUCGGGCUUCCCACCUGAUGCGACUGAGGAAGACAUCACAGCUUUUCUAAACAGUGUCACCAGUCUUGGUGGGCCACACAGGCCCGGGAUAGUAGGAGUUUCGGUGGGCUACGACUUUGCCGUCCAUGCCCCGCUGUUGCAAGCUCUGGUUGAUGAGCAUCUCAUGGAUGUGGCUUUCUCGCAGGAGGAGGAGCAUCCCACAGACUCGGAAACCGAUACUUCCUCAGCUUCCGAAAGCUUUCACGUGCGCAGCUCCUUAGAAAGCCAGAGAGCAGCAGCAGCGGCCUUCGACCCCGACUGCCAAACCGCGGAGGAUGUGCUGAGAGUUCUGCAGGAGUUGCAGAACUCAGGCACUGUAAUCGUGGUGUGUCGAUAUCCCUGUGACACGGCCGAGGCGCUAGAACACGUGCAGCAACAGCUAGAUAGUAGCUUGUGGGAUGGCCGUCAUCACAUUACGGUAAGCCGCAUAGAUUGCGAGCCACCUUCCAUCAAUUGGCAGCACUUCUCAGUUGGCCUUUUUCAAGGCCAGCUUCAGCAGAGGCUGGAAGACUGUACUUCCAGGUUCUUGCCAUCCUGCAACAAGCGGCAGCAACGGCUAUGUGUGGCCAAUGCUAUCAUAAUUGGAGCUUUUUUGGCAAUGCUUGCCUUCUACACCUUCCUCUAUCAUCAAGUGUAUGCCAGAAGCAAAUCUCCCCAGAGGGUGUUGACUUAUGUUUGCACAGUAAGUUGUGCUCUUGGCAACGUGCUGCUAAAUCAGCUUGUUUGGUUUGCCUCGCAGCAAGUUGGGUUCCGGUUCAAGUCACACAGCGACUCCUUUGUGCUGAUGUGGUACACGAUCGUGGUCCUAACGAACAUGUGCUUCAAUUUUCUCGUGAUCUGCUGGUCUGCGGGGGCGAGGCCCGCUAACGAAUUUGCAGCAUUAAGGUACGAAGAGCAGCUUGCCAAUCGGUUGGCGUCUUUUGUGAGAGGCUCAGUUCUUUCUUACGCCCUUUGGCCGUUGUUCUAUCCCUUUCAUUGGGUACUGGGCAUGCUUCAGCUGCUCUACUUCCAUCUGAGUCGAGCGCGCCUAGACUUGACGGAUGAACGCUGCAAGUGGAAAGCUGAACAUGCAAUGGAGCCGCCGGAGUGGUACAUGCAAUAUGAUUAUGCAGGCCUGACGGUGCUGAAAACCACCUCCUUCAUGUGCCUUUUUAUCUCUGGCGACGAUGUCCGUGAGAUAUUCUCUAUUGACAUUGUCUGGGUUUUGUGCACAUACCUCUUGAACAAGUACAUAUAUCUGGUUCUCAGCAAGGAAACAUAUUUCACCAACCGGAAUCUUGACACGAUUGCUUUGAAGUCGUCUUCCUUGGCUCUUGGGGUCCUUGCAGGUUGUGUUUGCCAUUGGGGCUUUCGUUCUCGGAGCCCGAUUGGGUUCGUAUUAAUGGUGGCCCUAGUAUCGGGUGGGUAUCUGCGGGGGUUCGACCUUGCCCUAAGCUGGGCAAAGGAAAGAAGAUCCCACACAGAGCGGGUGUGGUAUGAUUCGGUUCCAUAUGAGGACAUCGAGCGGGUGUAUCCCUUCAACUGGUGGAACGUCAACCCAGCGCAUAUGAUGCGCUUAUUGCACUUGACCCCGCAGCUCUUACGUGGUCAGAAGUUCCUACACCAGCGUGUGGCCUGGCAACACGGCAAGAGCUACCUGCAGCCUGAUUUGGCGCUGGAUUUCGUAAACACCGAGAGCCGAGAUAGCGAAGAGGAAGAAGCUGCGGAGGUCGGAACCUUCCUCAAUGUCUUGAAGCUCUUUUUCUUGGGGAAUUGCUGCCCUAGGCCCUGA
Symbiodinium pilosum is the source of this 2148-nucleotide messenger RNA. The record is from the annotation of a GenBank genome assembly. NCBI's taxonomy places the organism in Eukaryota, Dinophyceae, Suessiales, Symbiodiniaceae.